Drosophila subpulchrella is the source of this 1338-nucleotide messenger RNA. RefSeq names its product O-glucosyltransferase rumi. Gene Ontology annotation, biological process: protein O-linked glycosylation; positive regulation of Notch signaling pathway. The transcript is spliced from 2 exons. Gene Ontology annotation, cellular component: endomembrane system. The coding region runs from base 77 to 1276 and encodes 399 amino acids. The record is from RefSeq and is a predicted model, not a curated record. Gene Ontology annotation, molecular function: UDP-xylosyltransferase activity; UDP-glucosyltransferase activity. Lineage: Eukaryota; Metazoa; Arthropoda; Insecta; Diptera; Drosophilidae.
AUCAUUUGUUUCAGGACUCACAGUAUAAUUAGGUAAAUUUGGAAGAAAAACAUGUAAAUUCUUCAAAAUUUUAACGAUGACCCUGCCAAAGAGAUGUCUUUUAGUAGGAGCCCUGCUUCUGUUUUGUGUACCGAAUGCGCGGUCCGUCUCCCAGGACAAAUGCACAGCCAUCGCGCAGUUUUCAAAUUCUAAUAUCAGCUACGACUUUGUGCCGCAGAUCAUAAAGGCGCUGGCGGUCUAUCAACCAUGUGAUCCCGGUGAUUCGAAGUGCCUCUGCCAUGCCCAGACCAUGCGGAAAGACUUGGAGCCUUAUGUGGGCAAAGGUAUCUCACCAGAGAUGAUGGCUCAGUCCAAGCGGUUAGGCACCUUUUACCAAGUAAUCCGCGGGCGCAUCUAUCGCCAGGAGAACUGCUCGAAUCCCAAGCGAUGUGCUGACGUGGAUGAUCUCCUCUUGGACAUUGCCGGUGAUCUGCCAGAUCUAGAACUGGUUCUCAAUGUGCGCGACUGGCCACAGGUUCAUUUUCUGUCCGGUUUGAGUGGUCCGGUGUUUUCCUACUCCACCACGGACAGUCACCUGGACAUUAUGUACCCUGCGUGGUCGUUCUGGACCACCACGGGUCCCAUCCUACAGCAUUAUCCCCACGGUCUGGGUCGCUGGGACUGGAUGCGCCAACUUUUAGCGGCUAGGGCGGCUAAAAUUCCUUGGGAUGCCAAGCAAGCAAAGGUUUUUUUCAGAGGAUCUCGUUCUUCCCCGGAGCGGGACAAUCUGGUGAGGCUCUCCCGCAGAUGUCCAAAUUUGGUCGAUGCCCAGUAUACAGCUGGCCACCCCAUCGAUGCUGAUCCCGCAGAGGAGGUGUUUUUGGUCGAGCACUGCCAGUACAAGUACCUGUUUAACUUCCGGGGCGUGGCCGCCAGUUUCCGACUGCGUCACAUCCUGCUCUGCCGCUCGCUAGUGCUCCAUGUGGGCGACCAGUGGCAGGAGUUCUUCUACAGCCAACUGAAGCCCUGGGUGCACUACGUUCCCGUGGCCAGCGACGCCGAUGUGGAGCAGCUGGCAGAGCUGGUGCUGUAUCUGCGCGAGCAUGAUGAUCUAGCCGAGGAGAUUGCGGAAAGGGGACACCAAUUCGUUUGGCUCCACCUACGAAUGGAGGAUGUCCAGUGCUACUGGAGCAAGUUGCUCCGGGAAUACGCAAAGCUGCUGACUUAUAAAGUACAUCUGAAGACGGGCUUACUCGAGGUGUCCAACAAAAGAGCGGUCCAGUUGUAUCGCGGGUAAUAAUAUCUAAAAGUAUUAAUAAAUUAAAAACAAAAUAGGAAAAAUAAAUAACGCUUGAAAAU